This is a messenger RNA of Eruca vesicaria subsp. sativa (arugula), 225 nucleotides long. The record is from the annotation of a GenBank genome assembly. Lineage: Eukaryota; Viridiplantae; Streptophyta; Magnoliopsida; Brassicales; Brassicaceae.
AUGCAGGGUCGCUUGCAUCGCGUGCCCUACUCUUUACGUGUAUCUCAAGGUACUAAGAGAUACAGUUUUGAUGAAAGAAGUAAUGAAUCUGUUUUGCUGGAGAAUGCUAUGAGGUUUGAGAGAUAUGUAAGUGAGUUCACGUUUUAUGAUUACAACCAACCUGAAGAUUUGCCUCUACAGCUUAAACAUUGCUUCCACAUAAUCGUUUCUGAUCCUCCCUACUUG